Molecule: messenger RNA, 3081 nt
Organism: Alexandromys fortis (reed vole)
Lineage: Eukaryota; Metazoa; Chordata; Mammalia; Rodentia; Cricetidae
Gene: Tm9sf3
Product: transmembrane 9 superfamily member 3
Exons: 14
Coding region: 190-1812 (540 amino acids)
Biological process (GO): protein localization to membrane
Cellular component (GO): membrane
Source: RefSeq, a predicted model, not a curated record
CGUGGCUGAGUCAGAGGAAGAGGCUCGGAGGCCGGGGGGCGGGGGCGGCACGGAGCGGGCGGUGACGGCGGCGGAGGCAGCGGCUGGGCCCGGGCCCCGUGCGUCUGUCCGCGCCUGGUGGAUGUGAAUCGGCGGCGGCGGCGGCGGAGGAGUCGGUGGGCCGGCGCCCGGCCUGUGGGAGCGCGGAGGAUGAGGCCGCUGCCGGGCGCUCCUGGCGUGGCGGCGGCCGCCGCGUUGUUGUUGCUGCUGCUGCCCCGGGCUCGGUCUGACGAGCACGAACACACGUAUCAAGAUAAAGAAGAAGUUGUUUUAUGGAUGAAUACUGUUGGGCCCUACCACAAUCGCCAAGAAACCUAUAAAUACUUUUCACUUCCAUUCUGUGUAGGGUCAAAAAAAAGUAUCAGUCAUUACCAUGAAACUUUGGGAGAAGCACUUCAAGGAGUUGAAUUAGAAUUUAGUGGCCUGGAUAUUAAAUUUAAAGAUGAUGUGAUGCCAGGUACUUACUGUGAAAUUGACUUAGAUAAAGAGAAGAGGGAUGCAUUUGUAUAUGCUAUCAAGAAUCACUAUUGGUACCAGAUGUACAUAGAUGACUUACCAAUAUGGGGUAAGUACUCUGUUACAAACGUAAAAUGGAAAAAAUCAGAUGUAAAAUUUGAAGAUCGAUUCGACAAAUAUCUUGAUCCAUCCUUUUUUCAACAUAGGAUUCACUGGUUUUCAAUUUUCAAUUCCUUCAUGAUGGUGAUCUUCUUAGUGGGUUUAGUUUCAAUGAUUUUAAUGAGAACUUUAAGAAAAGAUUAUGCCCGAUACAGUAAAGAAGAAGAAAUGGAUGACAUGGACAGAGACCUAGGAGAUGAAUAUGGAUGGAAGCAGGUGCAUGGAGAUGUGUUUAGACCAUCAAGUCACCCUCUGAUAUUUUCUUCUCUCAUUGGUUCUGGAUGUCAGAUAUUUGCUGUGUCUCUCAUUGUUAUUAUUGUUGCCAUGAUAGAAGAUUUAUAUACAGAGAGGGGCUCGAUGCUCAGUACAGCCAUAUUUGUCUAUGCUGCUACGUCUCCAGUGAAUGGGUAUUUUGGAGGAAGUCUGUAUGCUCGACAAGGAGGGAGGAGAUGGAUAAAGCAGAUGUUUAUUGGAGCAUUCCUUAUUCCAGCUAUGGUGUGCGGCACUGCCUUCUUCAUCAACUUCAUAGCCAUUUAUUAUCAUGCCUCUAGAGCCAUUCCUUUUGGAACAAUGGUGGCCGUUUGUUGCAUCUGUUUUUUUGUCAUUCUUCCUCUAAAUCUUGUUGGUACAAUACUUGGCCGCAAUCUGUCAGGUCAGCCCAACUUCCCUUGUCGUGUCAAUGCUGUGCCUCGUCCUAUCCCGGAGAAAAAAUGGUUUAUGGAGCCUGCAGUUAUUGUUUGCCUGGGAGGAAUUUUACCUUUUGGUUCAAUCUUUAUUGAAAUGUACUUCAUCUUCACUUCUUUCUGGGCAUAUAAGAUCUACUAUGUUUAUGGCUUCAUGAUGCUGGUGCUUCUCAUCCUAUGCAUUGUGACCGUCUGUGUGACCAUCGUGUGCACAUAUUUCCUGCUGAACGCAGAGGACUAUAGGUGGCAAUGGACAAGUUUUCUCUCCGCCGCAUCAACUGCUAUCUAUGUUUACAUGUAUUCCUUUUACUACUAUUUUUUCAAAACAAAGAUGUAUGGCUUAUUUCAAACAUCAUUUUACUUUGGAUAUAUGGCAGUAUUUAGCACAGCCUUGGGGAUAAUGUGUGGAGCAAUCGGUUACAUGGGAACAAGUGCCUUUGUUCGAAAAAUCUAUACUAAUGUGAAAAUUGACUAGACACCUGAGACACCUGGAGCUUCGGAUCAGUUUCUCUUUCAUGAGGGUGGAACUUGCACAGAAAAGAAAAAUAAGCGCAAGAAGAGAUUUGGGCUUAACACUGGGUACUUGUGGGUCUCUUUCAUGGAUGGCUUAAAGUAACAUCUAUUUCCAUUGAUCCUAGGUUCUUACUGACUGCUUUCUCCAACUGUUCACAGCAAAUGCUUGGAUUUUAUGCAGUAGGCAUUACUACAGUACAUGGCUAAUCUUCCCUAAACUAGCUCAUUAAAGAUGGAAUAGACCAGCUCUCUUCAGUGAAGAGGACAAAUAGUUUAUUUAAAACAUUUGUUUCAACAAAAGAACUGAGGGAAACUUGGAUGCUAAGAUUCCAUGAGUAGAAAUCUUCUUGGCACUUGGUGUUUCUAUGUUAUUGAAAAAUGAUGUUCCAGAAAGAUUAUUUUUUCUCUUAUUUUUACUGCCAUUGUUGAUCUAUUGUGGGACAUUUUUAUAUAUUGAACCUGGGUUGUUUUUGACCUGUUUUUGGUCGUCCCUCCAUUCAACUGCAUCUUUUUUUUUUAAAGCAAAAUUAAAAACUAUUAAAUUCUGCAUGGGAUUUAUCUUCUGUCAUCUUAAUCUUAGUUGGAUCAACCUCAUUUAUUUAUCUUAAAAUUAACCAGUUAUAAUAUCUCAAUUCCAUCCAAAGAAAAUACAGUAUGAAAAUAGAGGUGUACUCACUAUAAAGCAAUUUACUGUACAGUUAGCAAGCAAAGUGUUAAAUGAAGAAGAUACUUGUUUUAUUAAACAUCUGGAGAUUUAGAUAAAUUACAUUUUAACUGAAUGUCUAAAGUGAUUAUCUUUCCCUCCCUCCCCCAAGUUAGUCUUACAUCUUUUUUUGGGUUUCAAUGAAGGCUUUACAUAAGAAAUUAUUUAAAAAAAUAAGGGUGGGUCAAUAAGUGUAUAUAACAGUAAUAACGCCUUGUAGGUGUAGGUUUCUGGAUGCAUUUGGAUGUACAGAUUGACUGGAGGACUUUUGGGGUGAUUGGUGUAGAAAUGUGUGGGUUUGGGUGGCUUUUUACAUCUUGCCUACCAUUGCAUGAAACGUUGGGGUUUCUUCAAAAUGUGUGUGUCACACUUCUUUUGGGAGGGGUUGUCUUCUUCUUUUAUGAAACUUCUCCUUGAGCUAAAUUUGUAAUUUAGAAACAUUUAAUUUUGUUAAUCCUGUCUGGGACAUUUAAGUAACAUCUAAAGCAUUAUUGCUUUAGAAUGUUCAAAUAAAAUUUCCUGACCAAA